Molecule: messenger RNA, 1464 nt
Organism: Laetiporus sulphureus 93-53
Lineage: Eukaryota; Fungi; Basidiomycota; Agaricomycetes; Polyporales; Laetiporaceae
Exons: 6
Coding region: 1-1464 (487 amino acids)
Biological process (GO): protein O-linked glycosylation via mannose
Cellular component (GO): endoplasmic reticulum
Molecular function (GO): protein O-acetylglucosaminyltransferase activity
Source: RefSeq, a predicted model, not a curated record
AUGCCGCCUCUCACGCCCACCUCCCGGGAGAUUGUCCUCUUAGCCGUGCUUCUCGUCCUUCUCUUGACGUUCACAACGACACUUCCCCAAAAUAAGCGAACGAUAACUGAUCUAGUUCGACCAUAUGCUGCUAAGGAAGACGACUCCUCUGCAUCGCUCGGACCGGCGACCUUGGAAUCGCAAUAUACGCUGCAAUCGUUGAAUAUUCCGCUGCGCUGGGGUCUAGGUCAGGUUCCGGAGACGAAGGUGGUUGUGCACGUACCUGGAUGGACGAUCUUUGACCGACUGUACAUGCUCAAUGGGACAAUCUAUGUCGUCUCUGACCAUCCAGAGACCAUCCCUGACCGCCGACGAAUAAUCUCCACUGCUUCAUUCAUUUAUAAUGGUCCAGCUGCGGAGGCGCAGCGCAUACCAACUGACAAGGAGCUGCGCAUUGUAUCUACCAACGAAGCAAGAGAGCUCUUCGGGGAAGACGCAGAACGACUAGAUGGAGUGACGUGGUACGCAAAUGACCCGAAACAAUUCAUCACCCACUACUUCCAUUGGUCUGCUGAACUCUUCUUUGGAUUCUGGCGCACGUACUCGUCCCUUGAUCCUCGCAUUCCUCCUACGGGAGAAACAUCGCUGCCAGCACCUCGUCGCAUGAUGUUCUCCCAUCUGGACGCGGACAACUGGCGAGACUAUUCCGAGAUGAAUCAAUGGGUUCUGCGGAGCUCAUUUCCGUCCAUCUCUAUGGAGUUUAUGAACGACUGGAAGGAACGCGUCGACAUGGCACGUCCGUUCGUAUUUGACCGCGUAGUCUUCGCAGACCGUGCGGCGGCGAUGUACGGCGACAACUUCCUGCGUACCCAACGUACGGCUGCCAAUGCGUUUGCCCUCCCCGGCAGUGUGAACUGGUGGAGCACGAUUAGGAACAAUGUCGUGAGCUUUGCUGGACUCUCGCAAAGCGGAGGUGCCGAGUCCGUCCAAGGAGUAGCGAGCACGCCCGUCAUCACGUACAUUUCCCGGCAAGAUUGGGGCCGUCGAAUGCUCAUCCAGGAGCACCAUGAGCGCCUCGUGGAGGAGUUGCACAAUCUGCGCAGUUUGUAUGGCUACGAGGUGAACAUCGUCAACAUGGACCAGUUGUCUCGGAUCGAACAAUUCCAGCUCGCUGGCCGGACCACGAUCAUGAUGGGAGUUCAUGGUAACGGAUUGACUGCUCUCCUCUGGAUGCGUCCUACCCCGAAGUCCACCGUUAUGGAAUUCUUCUAUCCCGAAGGCUUCGCACAUGACUACGAAUAUACCACUCGUGCGCUCGGCAUGAUUCAUUAUGGCUUUUGGAACGACAAAUACUUUACGCGUCCAGACGUGCCACCUGUCAAUUAUCCCGAGGGCUUCCAGGGCAACGAGAUCCCCAUCGAUGGCGCCAUGGUGGCGCGGCUGUGCCGCGAACGUUUAACCCUAUCGGAAGAAGCUGAUGACUAG